Molecule: messenger RNA, 1158 nt
Organism: Suillus fuscotomentosus
Lineage: Eukaryota; Fungi; Basidiomycota; Agaricomycetes; Boletales; Suillaceae
Exons: 8
Coding region: 1-1158 (385 amino acids)
Source: RefSeq, a predicted model, not a curated record
AUGUCUCAGGCGGUGGGGGAUGUCUCGCAGCCUCCAGAAUCAUCACUGGCAGUGACGACGUCCGAGAGUGCUCGACAAAAACGAAAAAUUGCUGCCCUCGAGGAAAAGUUGCAGGUGCUGGAGUCGGGGCAUGCGGUCAAACUAAGGGAGACAAACUACUACAUGUCGAAGGGAAGAGCUAUCAGACGUAUAGUUACGUUGUUUGAUAUGGUCGAAGACAUGAUAUCCGAGAAUGACAGGAGGUGCGAUUUGGACGAGGACGAGGAUGACAAUGUGACUCUCGAUCAGGAGCGUUUGCAAAUUGGUUACAUCACCCUUAAUCAUGCCCUUCCGUGGUUUCACCCGAAAGCCUCAGACAUGGAGUAUGAGGAUUAUACGCUUAUGCUAAAAAAGCUUAGGCAAGGGGCAGAUGCUGCUCGGGGGGAUGACACCUCGAAGCUCAAGAGCCUCGUCGCUGAUUGGGUUAAUCGUGAAUUCAAUCCUAAUCCGCCAGUUGACCCCGAGGAUAAACAUCACCGUGGUUUUAUUAACGAUGCGUCCGGCAGACUCCUCUGUCCGACUGAGUUAGAUUGGAAUAAUCCAAUUGUCAGAGCAGGAAUUAGGGAUCGUGCAGACGGUUAUGUCGUGACGGAAAUGUCCUGGCCGGCGUUCUUGUAUGAAAAGUACUCAGCCGAUCAGAACAAUCUGGAAGAGGGCCUUUUCAAAGGUACACUUUUACUUCAGGCUUUCAAAGCCAUAUUCACGUCCCCCUCCUCCGCAAAGGAGGUUGCAGGUGAAGGUGACGGCGCUGAUGUAAUCGCAAACAACCGAUGUGCCAUGAAGAAUUUCAAUUCAGGCAAGAAAGUCAAGACACAUGUAACACAAAUUAUCAACAUGCGCAAAGUUACAGGUUGUUCUAUUGCGUAUGUCUCAUGUCAACUGCGAUUUGCGCUGUCGUCUGUAACGUCAUGGCAUUCAGUCGAUGGCGACUUCGACUAUAUACCAUUCUGGCAAAAUAUCGUCGACUUCUUCGAAUGGCCCCCUGGUCGUGCAGCGCAGAAAGUCUUCGGAACAAGCCGCCGUGCGGAACUUACUGACGGGGCGAAGGUCCAGAUGUCUGUAAACGCUCUCGCAAGACAGAGAGCGCAACUGGACGAUGCUAUGUUCAAUUCAGAUUAG